GUAAAGGUUGGUACCGUCCUCGCAUUUGCACCAUUCUUCUGCGGAACCAAGUGGUGAACUACUCGGACAUGAGGAAUUUAGUACGUAGACGCACAGUCAAAAAUGGCGGAGGAGGAUUCUUGGGAUGCUGACACUUUCGAAGCGGAUGAAACGACAAAGAAGGCUGCUGUAUUGGACAAAUGGGAAGGCGAGGACGAGGAGGAAGAUGUCAAGGACAACUGGGAUGACGAAGAGGAGGAAUUAAAGCCUCAACAACAGAAAACAGUUUCAGAAGCAAAAAAUUCAGAAAAAAAGAAAUUAAGUGACAAAAUCAAAGAAAAAGAAAUGGUACAAAGAAAAAAGCAAGAGGAACUGAAGAAACGGUUACAGGAAUCCCAAGAAAUAACUGAACUAACACCAGAAGAGGAACUGGCUGAGAAACUCAAAGUCCAGAAACUCCAAGAGGAGGCAGACCUUGAACUUGCAAAAGAUGCAUUUGGUGUAUCAAACAGCGUAACAGGAAUUGAUGCCAUAAGUCCCUCGUCUAAAGAUGACUUUACAGAAUUUGAGAAGUUGCUGAAAGACAAAAUAUCACCAUAUGAAAAAUCCAUACAUUACUCCAACUUCCUGGAUUCGUUGUUUCGAGACCUCUGUCUUUCAUUGGAAGUGGAAGACUUGAAGAAAAUAAGUGGCUCGCUCACGGCCUUGCUCAGUGAGAAACAGAAACAGGAAAAGCAACUAAAGAAAGGAAAGAAUAAGAAGAAAGGAGUGGUUCCUGCAGGGGGAUUCAAGGCUAAGAUGAAAGACGACCUUGCAGAUUAUGGCGAGUUUGAUGGAGGAUAUGCACAGGACUAUGAGGACUUUAUGUAACACCAUUUGUCCAUUCCUCACAGCUUUGCUAAAAUAAUCCACUGAACUGAUCCGAACCAUCCUUGAAAACCCUUAAGUUGCAUCCUAUCCCUAUUCAAUAGUUUUAAGACCAAACAAUUUGAUUCAUGAUGUCAUUGAAUAGACAAACUAGUUACUGGAAGACCAUUCCCUGUUUGUAUUAUUUUGUAUUUUCUUUUUUAUUACUUUGUCUGACAGCAACAUCCUCACUGUUUGCACAACUCCAUUGUUAGUGUGUUCAUCACAAUGAGUUAUGCAAAUCAGUUUGUCAAUAUGCAUCACUAACUUGUAGGUAGAUAUUCCAAAACUGCAUUCGUUUAAUUAAUGUAAACCAGCACAUUUUGUCACAAUCAGUUGGGGUUUCAAGCCAUGAUAUAUGCACAGAUUAAUGGAAGAGGUUCUAAAUGAUAUAACUGCAUUGGUAUUAUGGAUUUAACUUAUGUUUACAUGUAGGGUGUAAUGAUUCAUUUGAUUACACCUUGUUGAAGAGAUGGGGGAAAAGGACUGAUAAUACAAAGGUUUAUAAAUGUUUUAACUUUGUUGUACUUGAAAAGAAAACCAUGCCAGGUUCAUCAACCUUACUUAAAGGUAUGAAAAAAAAAAAAAAAGACAGAUUAAAGUUACUCAAAAUGAAAA
This is a messenger RNA of Osmerus eperlanus (European smelt), 1503 nucleotides long. RefSeq names its product eukaryotic translation initiation factor 3, subunit Ja (gene eif3ja). Gene Ontology annotation, molecular function: translation initiation factor activity. Lineage: Eukaryota; Metazoa; Chordata; Actinopteri; Osmeriformes; Osmeridae. The transcript is spliced from 8 exons. Bases 103 to 849 code for a protein of 248 amino acids. Gene Ontology annotation, cellular component: eukaryotic translation initiation factor 3 complex; cytoplasm. The record is from RefSeq and is a predicted model, not a curated record.